Messenger RNA from Medicago truncatula (barrel medic), 1658 nucleotides. RefSeq names its product NADH:quinone reductase. The record is from RefSeq and is a predicted model, not a curated record. Gene Ontology annotation, molecular function: nitronate monooxygenase activity. Lineage: Eukaryota; Viridiplantae; Streptophyta; Magnoliopsida; Fabales; Fabaceae. The coding region runs from base 160 to 1152 and encodes 330 amino acids. The transcript is spliced from 6 exons.
ACAAAGAACUAGUACUAGUCAGUUAAUAGUAGCCAUUGCCACUGCCAACCAAGUGCGGGUAUAAAAGCCACACGCGUGUGUAAAGUACUAAAAGCACGUACAAUUUUCUUCCUACAUCCAAUUUUCUUUAAAGAAGAAAGAGAUUUUUGAUUCAGCAACAUGGGUUGGAGAGGAUUAUUGGGUUUUGAAUAUGGCAUAAUUCAGGCACCACUAGGUCCUGAUAUCUCUGGUCCUCAACUUGUUGCUGCUGUUGCCAAUGCUGGCGCUCUUGGCCUUCUCAGGGCCCCUGAUUGGGAAUCACCGGAUUACUUGAGGGAGCUUAUUAAGCAGACCAGGACCUUAACUGAUAAACCCUUUGGGAUUGGUUUAGUUCUAGCUUUUCCUCAUGAGGAGAACUUGAAGGUCAUUCUUGACGAAAAAGUUGCAGUAUUGCAAACUUAUUGGGGUGAUUGUACAACGGAAUUGGUUGCUAAGGCUCAUUCAGCUGGGGUCAAAAUUGUUCCACAAGUCGGAAGUUUCGAAAGUGCAAAACAGGCAAUUGAUGCAGGUGCCGAUGGAAUCAUUCUGCAAGGACGUGAAGCAGGUGGUCAUGUUAUUGGUCAGGAUAAUUUAAUUUCAUUGGUGCCGAGGGUGGUCGAUCUUGUUGGGGACCGUGAUAUACCUGUUAUUGCAGCUGGAGGAAUUGUAGAUGGUCGUGGUUAUGUUGCUGCUCUAGCACUUGGUGCUCAAGGCGUCUGUCUAGGCACUAGGUUUCUUGCAACUGAAGAAAGCAAUGCUCAUCCUAUAUACAAAAGAAAGUUAGUUGAACUCAAUGAAACUGAGUACACAGAUGUAUUUGGCAGGGCAAGGUGGCCCGAUGCACCACAUCGUGUCCUACAGACACCCUUCUUCAAAGACUGGAGAUCCCUUCCAGCUCAUGAAAGUGAAGCCAACCAACCUGUCAUUGGCCAUUCAACAAUUCAUGGAGUGGAGAAAGAGAUACGUCGUUUUGCCGGUACAGUCCCAAACAUGACAACUACAGGUGAUCUUGAGAGCAUGUGUAUGUAUGCUGGCCAAAGUGUUGGUCUCAUCAAGGAAAUUUUGACUGCUGGUGAAGUGAUUAAGAGACUAGUUGAAGGGGCUCAACAUAUAAUACAGCAAAACUUCAAGUAGAAUCUCAAAUUUUAAGUGAAUCAAGAACAAAUGGAAUGGAUUCUUUGUUUCAUUCCGUUCUAUUCAUUUUAAAAUAUCCAAACAUUUAUGUAUGUGUAUUUGAGAUGCAACCGGAGGUUAUGUGCUUGGUAGAACAACAUGGUUUGCACCACUGUGUUCAGUAGAUAUUGACAAGGCUUUAGGACUUCGUGACGCGCUGCAGUGGGUAGCUGACCUCGGUAUGGACAACAUCGACUUCUCUCUGGAUUCAAAGCUCGUCGUUGACGUUGUCAGUAGUAAUAAUAGUAGCAACACUGAUUUUGGAAGUAUCAUUAACUAUUGUAUCAGCUACUUAGUACUCAUUUUACCAAUUCUAAGGUAGAGUUUAACAGGAGGCAAGCAAAUGGAAUGACUCAUGGAUUAGCACAGACAACCACGUUAGAAGCUAGUUCCCAAUUAUUUAUUGAUCUACCGCCUUGUAUCAAUAACUUGUUAUCCAAUGAAAUAAGAUGAAUUGUCUCCUCUAA